CCUCGCAAACAUGGCGACGCUCCGACGAGAGUACAGAGAUUGGAAAUACGACCGUUUUUAACCGAGCAAAUAACCUCCUCCUCGCAUGUUACGAUGUGGUGGGGUUAACGGGAGCCAUCGCACGCACAGCCUUUGUGACGAUGUUUGCAGAGGCCAGUCUGUCCAUCUGGGGAUGGGGGGGUCUUGGAGUCGUGCUGUUCCUCGUCACCUUUGGACCCUUUUCCAUAUUCUACCUGGCCUUUUAUAUCUUCUGCUUUAUCGGAGGGGGCUUUGCGGUCACACUGCUCUAUGGAAAGAUCAACUCCGAGAAGCACCUAGAAAAGUGCGAGCACUCGUACCUCCCACCCACACAAAUUGGUAUACUAAAGACGUUGGAUGAGAUGAGGCUGGAGAUGAAGCCAAUAAAGAUAGACAGGAGACUGACUGGCUCCAGUUUCAUAGAUGAACCACUACAACAGGUGAUCCAGUUUGCUUUGAGAGACUACAUCCAGUACUGGUACUACACUUUGAGCGAGGAUGAGUCCUUCUUACUGGAGAUCAGACAGACCCUGCAGAAUGCCCUUGUCCAAUUCUCUACCCAGUCCAAAGAGGUGGACUGGCAGCCUUACUUCACCACUCGCCUGGUGGAUGACUUUGCCACCCAUUUACGUGUCUUUAGAAAAGCCCAAGACCGCCUCGCUGACAGAGAAGACAAGCAAAGGGACAUCACAGAGGAGCUGGUGGACUCCUUCUUCGAGGCCGAGGUGGAGAUGGAGAGGAAGAUUUGUCGAGACGUAGUGUGCACUUCACACAAAGACGAAGAAGGUUUUCUUCGGGACUUGUGCGAGUUGCUUCUGUACCUGUUACUACCUCCUGGAGAUUUCCACAACAAAAACAUGAGAUACUUCCUGAGAGAGGUGCUGGCACGUGGAGUGCUGCUUCCUCUCAUCAACCAGCUGAGCGACCCAGACUACAUCAACCAGUUUGUCAUCUGGAUGAUUCGGGACUCAAGCUGCAACUAUGAAGCCUUCAUGAACAUCCUGAAGUUGACAGACAAGCCUGCAGAGCUAGAGGCUGUCAAAGACAAAGUGCUGGAGGAGCUGCAGUAUCUCCGCUCCCUGGACACUGCUGGAGAUGACAUCAACGUGAUCAAGAACCAGAUUAACAGUCUUCUGUUUGUGAAGAAGGUGUGUGAGACCAGGAUCCAGCGACUACACUCUGGCAAGGAGGUGGAUGCCUUAAAGCUGGCAGCCAACUUUGGCAAGCUGUGUGUUAUACCACUGGAUCACAUCCUCAUCCACAACAUCGCCUUGCAGUUCUUCAUGGACUUCAUGCAGGCAGCAGGGGCCCAGGCAGAGCUCUUCUUCUGGCUUACUGUGGAGGGCUACAGAGUGACGGCACAGCAGCAGCUGGAGGCCAUGAAGGCGUGCCAGAAAGAUGGCAAGAAGCAGCCCAGCGCCACCAAGGGGUUGCUGAAGGCUGCUGCACUCGGUGUGUUUGAACAAUACCUCUCUGAGAAGGCAUCUCCCAGGGUGCAAGUGGAUGAGGCAUCUGUGACAAAACUAGGGGAAAAGCUGCAGAAAGAUGACCCCACACCAGAGAUAUUUGACGAAAUCCAGAGAAAUGUUUACGACAUGAUGCUACGUGAUGAACGCUACUACCCUUCCUUCAAGCAGAGUCCCCUCUACGUGCGCAUGCUAGCAGAGCUUGACAUGCUGAAAGAGCCAAGCUAUCGGGGAUCUGAUGACGGAGAUGGAGAAUCCUUCAACGGCUCUCCUACAGGAAGCAUUAACUUAUCUUUGGACGACUUGUCCAACUCCUGCCAUGAUGAAACUAUGCACCUACAUGCCUUCAUCUCCGACACAGCUGACGCUUGUCUCCCCGGCUUCUGGGGUGCCGCAGGGGUUUGCAACGACCAUGGUAAGACCUACGCGCUGUAUGCCAUCACUGUGUUCAGACGCAACCAAGACGGCAGUGAGGACUGCUGGAAGACAUAUCGACGUUAUUCAGACUUUCAUGACUUUCACAUGAGGAUCACUGAACAGUUUGAGAACCUGGCGUCGAUUCUCAAGCUGCCAGGGAAGAAAACGUUUAACAACAUGGACAGAGACUUCUUGGAAAAGAGGAAAAAAGACCUCAAUGCUUACUUACAGUUGCUGCUAAACCCAGAGAUGGUGAAGGCCUGUCCAACUCUGAUUCCUUACGUCUAUGACUUCCUAGAGAACAAGGCCUACAGCAAGGGCAAGGGAGAGUUUGCACGAAAGAUCGACACAUUUGUAAAUCCUCUGAGGAGCUCCAUGAGAAACAUGUCCAACGCAGUGAAGGCCCUGCCUGACAGCUUGGCUGAGGGAAUGACCAAGGUCUCUGACAACAUGGGUCGCAUGUCUGAAAGACUGGGCCAGGACAUUAAACAGUCCAUACUAAAGGUGCCUCCACUCCUCCCCAAGUCUGAAAUCGACCCUGAACACUGUCGAGUCUCUGCUCAGCUGGAUGACAAUGUGGAUGAUAACAUCCCUCUGAGGGUGAUGCUGCUGCUAAUGGACGAGGUGUUUGACCUGAAGGAGAAGAACCAGUGGCUGCGUAGGAACAUUAAGAACCUGCUGCAGCAGCUCAUCAGGGCCACUUAUGGAGACACCAUCAACAGGAAAAUUGUGGAUCAUGUGGACUACUUGACCUCACCAGAGCAGGUGGCAGACUACGUCAAGAAGUUCAGGGAUUCAUACUGGCCCAACGGUAUUUUGGCUGAGUCACCACCACGUCGUGAUAAGAACAUCCGCAUGAGGACCCGAGUCGCCGCCAAGACCAGCCUGCUGGGCAUUAUGCCAGACGAGCUGAAGCACAUCAUUGGAGCAGACACGACAAGAAAAGGCAUCCUCCGAGUCUUCGACAUGUUCCAGUACCAACCCAUGAACCGUCGGCUGGUCUACGUUUUCCUGGAGGGCUUCUUGGAGACAAUGUUUCCGCAGUACAAAUUCCCCGAGCUCUUUGUCAAACUACACUCUCGCUCGCCGCGCAUCCACAGAUUUAGCCAGAAAGUCAAAUCAUCAUCCCUCAAGAGGUGACAGGAGAGGACGGAGGCAGCGGGACAUCAGUGGGACAGACACACAUUUGGACUUGAGAGCAGAGAGUGACGGUGUAAAGGGGGCUCGAGGUGAAUGUUAAGGUGUUUGCGUGAUUUCUUCCCUUUCACUUUCUUCACACUCUAUCUUCAGUGAAAACACUCCAGCUGAUUUCAGUCAGGACGAAGCUGAAGGAUGAGACACACAUACAUUGCCCUCCGUUAACUCUGUGACAUACACCUGCGCAAACCUGUAAUUUGCACCAAGACUGAUCAUGGCAGUCAUUAGUUUUAGUUCAAAUAUUUCCUUUUUUUUAUGUUUUAGUUGUGUUUAGCUUUAUCCUGGGCCAGUCGAUGCUGCUUUUUCGUGGUCCAGAGAGCAGACCACACAAAUACUGUAUUGUUUUUAAACUGCAGGAGCCGAUAGCAUAGACCCACACCUUGCCUUACCUUCCCGCUUCUGUGUUUCAGCCGGAACAGUCCACCAUCUGAGUCACCCGGCUGCUCAGCUGUAGUCAAACUAACCCUCAUGCUGUAGACAUUUUAUCUGCAAAAGCUGCACACUUUAUAACAUGCAAGUUUAUUUUUCAUAGCAACCAAAUAUGUCAAGAGCACUGGGUUAAAAAGGCGCUGUUCUGUUUUUUUAUGUGACUGAACAAAAGUGGGUCGAAGGACGAUUUGACUUUUAUUGUCCGCAUUUGUCAACUUUGUUCUUUUUUUUUUUGGCCCAUGAUCCUCAAAGAAUAACACCCCCUUUAAUGCUACUGUCAAAAACAUGUGAAGACCAAAGCUCAUGCUGUCCAUAUGUGGGGGGUUGAUGUUGGGAUUCUGUGCAUCAUAUUGUUAAUCAUGUUAGGGAUGAGAUUGGUGAUGUAACGGUGACGCCCUGGCACAGUUACAGGAUGCUCAGUGCGUUAACAAAGAAUGUACUCUUCGCUCUGGCCUGUAUUUGGCUUGUGUAGUUUUGUAUGAAUGGAUGUGUGAGUGUGUUUUAGCAUAAAGAUGCUACCCAGAAACUGUGCCAGUGUGAGCUAGUGAAGCAGCCUUAAAUACUAUAACAGGAUAAACUGACCAAGAGACGCACGCUGGGGUUGGCACUCCUUCACACGACUGAACGUUACAAGGAAAUCAAGAUAGAGAUAUGGAGAGAUAUAUCCCUAAUCACUUUUAUCAGAGAUGUGUUUAUUUUGUGCAAUAUUUUGUUUUCUGUAAUGCAUGUGCAUUUUGAACAUUGUAUACUGAGAAAAUAAUCCAUAUAGUUUUAAUAGUAACAAACAGAGCUCUCCCCAUGAAUUAUCUUCUUAUCCCAACAACUUAACAUUCCGUUGUUGUAAAACUACAAUGUUUAUUUUACAGACUUGUUUUAUAAGUCUGAGUUUUUCUUUUAUUUUUGGUGUGUGUGUGGGCGGGUUAUUUUCCACUUAUCCCACCCACUCCAACUGAAUCUGUGUUUCUGAUGAUCGAGCGGGGUGUGCCGGGGGGUUUCUGUGUCACGGUCCUGAUGAUUAGCUCAUCAGGCUAAAGCUAGCUCAGAGGCAGCCUCACCAAACUGCUUCGUUUUAAUAAUAAGUGGCGUUUUUAUGCAGUCAAGCCUAAUCUGACAAGUGAGAACAUAUCUUUGUUGUUAUAAACUGACAGCUGGAGGGACUGCCGCCCCCUCUUCCUCCUGUCCAAUAGGCUCACAGGAGAGCCUUGUCCUGUGACCAAUGGAAUCACUGCUAACGAGCACUUAGUAGCAACUGUGUAAGGCCCUCUCUCUGACUGGACGGAGCUCCAUUCUGCUGCAGUCACUGGAUGGAUUUUUCUCGUCCACUUCGAUUGCUUUCGAAGACUCCAAUUGGCUGAGCAGGAGUAAACUGGAGGUGAAUAUUUUGUCCCCACAGCGGAGGAGGUGUCACCUUUAACUUUGUGCACACCUGUCCAAACAGGAAGGCUUGUCUUUUUUUUAACCCCAGUAUUUAUGAAUCUAUGAUAUGAAAAUUGUGCAUAUCUGUGUACAGUAUGUGUUAAUAGUGUGCCUAAAUGUACUGUCAACUCUAUUUUCAUAUUUUUCUUUAACCUAAAAAGAAAUCAAUCAGAAUGUCAUGAUCAUUUUACGCGACUGAAAAUGACUCUAGGGUGUUUUUUUGCAUCAUGCUUAUCAAACUCUUCCUUGUGAGCAGUUGUGCUCAGAUCAGUAUAACACUAAUAAAAGGUAACUCAGA
Messenger RNA from Cheilinus undulatus (humphead wrasse), 5241 nucleotides. It is a transcript of the gene snx13, whose product is annotated as sorting nexin 13. NCBI's taxonomy places the organism in Eukaryota, Metazoa, Chordata, Actinopteri, Labriformes, Labridae. The transcript is spliced from 25 exons. The coding region runs from base 141 to 3041 and encodes 966 amino acids. Gene Ontology annotation, cellular component: early endosome. Gene Ontology annotation, molecular function: phosphatidylinositol binding. The record is from RefSeq and is a predicted model, not a curated record.